Molecule: messenger RNA, 405 nt
Organism: Vigna angularis (adzuki bean)
Lineage: Eukaryota; Viridiplantae; Streptophyta; Magnoliopsida; Fabales; Fabaceae
Product: serpin-ZX
Exons: 2
Coding region: 1-405 (134 amino acids)
Molecular function (GO): serine-type endopeptidase inhibitor activity
Source: RefSeq, a predicted model, not a curated record
AUGGGUAUUAACCGGUCACUGGCUGUUGAAGUGGCCAAUGAAGUUAAUUCUUGGGCCGAAAAGGAGACAAAUGGCCUUGUAAAAGAACUUCUUCCUGCUGGAUUUGUUGACAGUACAACCAGACUCAUCUUUGCAAAUGCACUGUACUUCAAAGGAGCGUGGAAUGAGAAGUUUGAUGCUUCAAUUACAAAAGACCAUGAUUUCCACCUUCUUGAUGGCAAAUCAGUCAAGGUUCCCUUCAUGACUAGCAAGAAGAAGCAGUUCAUAAGGCCUUUUGAGGGUUUUAAAGUCCUUGGUCUUCCCUACAAGCAAGGCGAAGAUAAACGCCAAUUCACCAUGUACUUUUUCCUUCCAGAUGCAAAAGAUGGGCUGCCAGCUUUGGUUGAGAAGUUGCCAGCUUUGUGA